AUGCCUGCCUCACGCGGCUUCGCCCUCUACCUGCCCACGAAUACCAAAACCACGCAGAACGAGAAGACCAAGACAGAGAAGAAGAUGACGACGACGACGAAGACGACGAUGACGAUGCCAUUCAAACACUGGGAAUUUUGGGCCGACGGCAGCGUGCGGCCUUACAACCGCAAUGACCCCAGCGUUGCUGGAGGUUUUGCGGGCUGCGCGUGGGUGAUGCGUGAUCCAGAGCGCAGUCCCUCGCGCUUUGGAGAAUGCUGGGCCCUGCCGGUGACCCGCGAUGUCACCUCGACCGAGCUCACCGGCAUCAUGAAGGCUCUGGACUUUGCCGUUGACGUCGUCCAUCAACUGUCAGCUGCUGCCAUCGCUGAUCUCCACAUCACCGUGCGCUCCGAUUGCAAGGACGCUGUCGACGAGGUGAGAUACGCGUACGGGCCCCAACACGGGCUCAUCCCACUGAGCGGUGGGCGAGAUGGGUAUAUCCAAAUACACCAUCCAACGCUCACCCACCGAUGCGUGAACGCAAUCCGCUCGCUCGAAGCACGAGGCAUCGUCGCUCGCGUGGUGUGGGAGGAACGCAUGGCAACAGACGAGGCAAUAAGAGCUGAUGCCGGCGCGAGGAAGAGGGGCGAGAUGAGGCGCAUGUUCUCUGGAACGCAUGGUCCUCGGCGGUUUCCGCUUUGA
Molecule: messenger RNA, 684 nt
Organism: Cercospora beticola
Lineage: Eukaryota; Fungi; Ascomycota; Dothideomycetes; Mycosphaerellales; Mycosphaerellaceae
Molecular function (GO): nucleic acid binding
Source: RefSeq, a predicted model, not a curated record